CGCUAUUUGAUUAAUAAUUCAACUGAUACCCUACCAUGGGGUCAUUAUUCUAUAAUUGAAAACUGAAGUUUUUUUGUUUUUCACAGGUGUUUCAACCAAAACGCUUAUUUGACGCUGCUCUAGAAUGUGUUGCCGCUGUCAAUUGCAUUACUGAGUUAUUCACGGGUGAAUAUCAUGAACGUAUAUUUACGGAUGCCAAAAACAGGUGGAAAAAUUUAAAAGAUCAGUUCAGAAAGGAGGUGAAAAAAAUACCCAUUCCCAGAUCGGGAGCCAGUGCACCACCUGUAAGACCAAAGUGGCAGUAUUUUGAACAAAUGUAUUUUUUAAAAGAUUUUGUUACUCCUUCCCCUACACAGGGGAAUUUGAUUUCUUGCAAUGAAGAUUCAACUGAAAUCGAAGAACUUCAUUCCGUUGAAAAUAAUGAAAACAAUGAAGCCAGCGAUCUACAUUCACAACCUUCUUCACCCUCAUCAGUGCCGCUACGAACACCAUCUAGAAGCAGCUCAAUUUCUCAAGUACGUAAAAGGACCAAAAAAGACAUCCAAGAAGAAUUUUUAAGUUUAGAAACUAAAAAAAUUGAAAUGUGGCAAAACGAAGCGAAAGACAAUGAUAACGCCGAUUUACUGUUCUUUAAAAGUCUAUUGCCCCAUAUGGCUGAUUUCACAGAAUUUGAAAAACUAGAAAUUAAGUCGGAUAUAAUGUCAUUAAUUUUGAAGAAAAAGAAAAAAAACUGCCAGAGCAGUAGCAGCAGAUUUUACAAAUUCCGCUUUUGGAAACUGGUAACUUGGAAAACCAAGCAGGCUGCAGUAACGACCCAGGUUCAUAUUUAAC
Messenger RNA from Acanthoscelides obtectus, 831 nucleotides. NCBI's taxonomy places the organism in Eukaryota, Metazoa, Arthropoda, Insecta, Coleoptera, Chrysomelidae. The record is from the annotation of a GenBank genome assembly.